AUGUUAACGUAAUCUAUUAGAAUUUUAUCAAAACCGUUUUUAACAAAUCAGUUAAGAACUUAAAAUUUAUGUUUGAAGUUAAAAAACUACUUUUCACAGUAUGAAUUCUCAUAAAUUGAGUAGAAGUGGCAGUAAAAAUGGAAUUAAAAUAUCCAAUCUUCUCAUAAAAAGAUAUCUGAUACUAAUUAAGAAAAAUAUUAUGUAUUAUCAUAAUUCCCAUAUCCAAGUGGAAAUCUCCACAUGGGACACGCUAGGGUUUAUUACAUUUCUGACGUUAUUUCCAGGUUUGAAAAAAUGAAAGGUAAAAAUGUUAUUAAUCCUAUGGGUUGGGAUGCUUUUGGAUUACCUGCAGAGAACGCUGCCAUAUAAAGAAAUAUUGAACCUUCAGAAUGGACCUAUAAAAAUAUUUAACAAAUGAAAGAAUAAAUGAUAAAAUUGGGAGUUGUUUUCGAUUGGGAUUUAGAACUCUUCACAUGCAGAGAAGAUUAUUACAAGUGGACUUAAUGGAUUUUUAUUUAACUUUUAAAGAAUAAACUUGCUUAUAAGAAAGAAGCAGAGGUCAAUUGGGAUCCAAUCGAUUAGACAGUUUUAGCUAAUGAAUAAGUCGAUGAUUAGGGAAGAUCGUGGAGAAGUGGAGCUAAGGUAGAAAAAAAAAUGUUAAAUUAAUGGUUUAUUAAAACUACAGAAUAUGGAAAAGAACUCUUCUAGGAUUUAAGUGAUUUAGAAGGUUGGCCUUAGGCUGUUCAAGAAAUGCAGAGAGGCUGGAUAGGUUUUAGUGAGGGAACUCAAAUCAAAUUUGAAUUAUUUUCCUAAUAAUAAUAAAAAUGUAUUGAUGAAAUUGAAGUCUACACAACUCGCCCUGAUACAAUUUAUGGAGUUACUUUCUUAGCAUUAGCUUAUGAUCACCAACUAGCUACAAAAUUCUUAGCAGGAUAAAAAGAGGAAGAUCUAGCUGAUUAUGAAAAAAUGAAAAACGAAAUCAAAUCUAGAAAGGAUUUGGUUGUUAACAAAAUUGGUUAUAAAGUAAAAGAUUAUUAUGCUGUUAACCCUUUGAGUGGCGAAUAAGUUCCUAUUUACCUUGUAGACUAUGUUUUGAAAGAUUACGGGACUGGUGCAGUAAUGGGUGUUCCUGCUCAUGAUGACAGAGACCAAGAAUUUGCUAAAAAAUACUAAAUACCAAUUAAAGAAGUCAUAAAAGAAGAAACAGACAACUAGUCAACAAAAUAAGUUUUAGUCAAUAGUGGAAAAUUUAGCAAUUUAGAAAUUGCAGAAGCUAAGAAAUAGAUUAACGAAUAAUUAAUUCAAAUUGGAAAAGGCCAUGUAACAUCUAAUACUAGCAUGAGAGAUUGGCUAGUAUCUAGAUAAAGAUAUUGGGGAGUUCCUAUCCCUGUGAUUGAAUGUCCUACUUGUGGAGUUUUACCUGUCCCUGAAGAUCAACUUCCUGUUAUUUUACCAGAAAAAUUAGGAAAUCCUGUUUAAUUGAAAAAUGGAAAUCCAUUAGCUCAUAUUAAAGAUUUUGUGGAGUGUAAAUGCCAUAUUUGUGGUAACAACAAGGCAAAAAGAGAAACUGAUACACUUGAUACAUUUGUUGAUUCUAGUUGGUAUUUUUUAAGAUUUCCAGACAGCAAAAAUUCGCUCUAAAUAUUUGAUAGCAAUCUAAUUAAAUAUUGGGCUCCUGUUGAUUUGUAUAUUGGAGGUAUGGAGCAUGCUAUUUUACAUCUUUUGUAUGCUCGUUUUAUUCAUAAAUUUUUGCACAAACAACAAUUUGUACCAUUACAUAAAGAACCAUUCAAGUAGUUAAUUGUCUAAGGUUUGGUUAAAAGUAAAAGCUAUAGAUUGAAAUAAACAGGAUAAUACCUCUAUCCUUAGGAAGCUUAAAAAUACGCUGAAGAUGAAUUAGACAUUAAAAUAGAAAAAAUGUCCAAAUCCAAAAAUAAUGGAGUAAAUCCGCUCGAAGAAAUUGAAAAGUUUGGAGCUGACUGUUUAAGAAUGACUUUACUCUUUUAUGGACCUAAUGAAAAGGAUAUUGCUUGGGAUGGCAACCUUUAAAAAACGCUGUACUCUUAUCUCAAUAAGGUGUGGAAUUUACACUUGAAAAUACAGUCGGCUUAUAAAAAUGAUGGUGAUUUGCUCAAAAAAAUGAACAAAUAAGAAAAAAUUUCCACUUUCAAAAAAGUGUAUGGAUAUGUCGAAAAUAUUCAAAAUGCAUUAGAAAGAAAAGAUCGUUCUUUCCAUGUUGCUAUUGCUAGAUAAAUGGAAUUGUAUAAUUUCUUAAGUGAAUUGCAAGAAUAGUCAGGAAUCACAUAGGAAUUUUCUGAAAUUUACGAGUAUUUAAUCAAUUCCUUGUAUCCAUUUGCCCCUCACACUAUGAGUGAAAUAGCCGAAAAUCUUUAUAAAAAAGAAUAUUAAUUUGUAUGGCCUGAUUUAUUAGCUAUUAAGAAUAAGCAUUUGAAUGAAGAUACUAUCUCAGUUAAAAUUAAUGUUAACAAUAAAUUUAAAGGAUAGCUAGAAAUUGAAUCUUCAUUUAUGGAUUCAUAAAAUGACGAACAAAUAAUUAAAGCAAUAAAUGAAAGCCUAAAGCUUAAUAUAAGCUAAUAUAAAAACAUAAUAAAAAUUAACAGAAAAAAUGCAUUUGUAAUAAAUGUCAUUUAGUGA
This is a messenger RNA of Tetrahymena thermophila SB210, 2655 nucleotides long. RefSeq names its product leucyl-tRNA synthetase protein. Gene Ontology annotation, cellular component: mitochondrion. The record is from RefSeq and is a predicted model, not a curated record. The transcript has 12 exons. NCBI's taxonomy places the organism in Eukaryota, Ciliophora, Oligohymenophorea, Hymenostomatida, Tetrahymenidae. Gene Ontology annotation, biological process: mitochondrial translation; leucyl-tRNA aminoacylation. Gene Ontology annotation, molecular function: ATP binding; aminoacyl-tRNA deacylase activity; leucine-tRNA ligase activity.